CGCUCACCCAAACAUGGCGCAGUUCACUUUCUCUCUGUCCCGUUUCACGGGAAUAUCAGCGAAUAAAGCCUUGUUUUUACGAGCUGGCGCGGAGCUGAGACAAGGAGCGGCCUGUUGUCUGCUGUCAAAACGCUGCCAGUCGGUGGACAGUAAAGCGUUGAAGGAGCGGCAGAAGCAGCACAUGGCUCGGGGUCUCCCCAAACAGAAGCCCAUCGCCGGGGUCAAGCAGGUCAUCGUGGUGGCUUCUGGGAAAGGCGGCGUGGGCAAAUCCACCACCGCAGUGAAUUUGGCUCUUGGACUGAUGGCCAACGACCCGUCGAAGUCGGUGGGGCUGCUGGACGCCGACGUCUUCGGCCCGUCCAUCCCUAAAAUGAUGAACCUGAGGGGAAACCCGGAGCUCAGCCACAAUAACCUGAUGAUCCCGCUGAUGAACUACGGCGUUCCCUGCAUGUCCAUCGGCUUCCUGGUGGAGGACGUGGCGCCCAUCGUGUGGCGGGGGCUCAUGGUGAUGUCGGCCAUCGAGAAGCUGCUCAGGCAGGUGGAGUGGAGGGGGCUGGACUACCUGGUGGUGGACAUGCCUCCAGGCACCGGAGACGUCCAGCUGUCCAUCACCCAGAACAUCCCCAUCGCAGGUGCGGUCAUCGUGUCCACGCCGCAGGACAUCGCUCUGCUGGACGCUCGCCGAGGAGCCGAGAUGUUCAAGAAAGUCAACGUGCCGGUCCUCGGCCUGGUGCAGAACAUGAGCGUCUUCCACUGUCCCAACUGCAACCACCAGACGCACAUCUUCGGCUCGGACGGCGCCCGGCAGCUCGCCGACACGCUGGGCGUCUCCUUCCUUGGCGACGUCCCGCUGCACCUGAACAUCAGGGAGACGUCGGACAGAGGACAGCCGGUGGUGGUGUCCUCUCCAGACAGCCCCGAGGCGGCUGCGUACAGACGUGUGGCGUCCGCCGUGGUUCAGAGGUUACAGGAAGUGGACUCCUCGCAGGCCGACGGCACAGAAAGCCGUUAACCCCCCCAAUACCCCCCCAACCCCCACCGGGGUUCAGCGGAAUGAAGAGAAACGCACAAACGUCACUGCUGUGAAAAACGCACAACGCGUUAAAAGACUGAGCAUCGAGAGAUUUGGUUUGGUGGAGUUUCUCCUCCUGCUCUGUCUUCAAAAUCCAGUUUUAAAGGAUGCAGAGCUUCUACCUGUACAGUGUAUAGUUUAGUGUGUGUGCGUGUGUGUGUGUGUGUGUGUGUGUGUGUGAUGAUUUUUUUUAAGCCUAGGAGCCUCUUAUUUAAAACUGAAGUGAAGAAGCUGAAUGUUUUAAGUGUGACUGAGGCAGUUCAGUGAACGUCCAGCAGGGGGCGCUGAGUUCCUGUUGAAUAAAGUCACGGCUUCAACUGAU
Molecule: messenger RNA, 1394 nt
Organism: Salarias fasciatus (jewelled blenny)
Lineage: Eukaryota; Metazoa; Chordata; Actinopteri; Blenniiformes; Blenniidae
Gene: nubpl
Product: nucleotide binding protein-like
Exons: 11
Coding region: 14-1012 (332 amino acids)
Biological process (GO): mitochondrial respiratory chain complex I assembly; iron-sulfur cluster assembly
Cellular component (GO): mitochondrion
Molecular function (GO): ATP binding; ATP-dependent FeS chaperone activity; 4 iron, 4 sulfur cluster binding
Source: RefSeq, a predicted model, not a curated record